Marchantia polymorpha subsp. ruderalis is the source of this 945-nucleotide messenger RNA. The record is from the annotation of a GenBank genome assembly. NCBI's taxonomy places the organism in Eukaryota, Viridiplantae, Streptophyta, Marchantiopsida, Marchantiales, Marchantiaceae.
GACCUUCGGACUUCGUCGCUGUCGGCGCAGAUGGCACAUUGACAUCAUCGUGCACCCCAGACAUGCUCCGAAAAUCUGCACUGAGGAUUCAGGUGAGAAGCUUUCCAGCUCGCUCUCCUCGGCUGGUUGAGAAUUUGAUUUCUCCGGAGAAUGGUCUCGAUGGAUGUAGAAUGCAUCGGAAUGCCUGAUGCAAGAUAGUGCUUCGACGACAAAAGCUUGGAGUGCAAAUCCGAGCGUAGCCAUGAGUAGCCAAGCGAGUCGAACUAUCUUCGUCGGAAACAUACCUGCGGGGGUCAGCAACUCGGAGAUCUCAAAGGAGUUCAGCAAGUACGGUCCCAUCGUAAACAUCAAAAGGAAGAAAUCAGCGAAGGAGUCAAGAGGCCAGAAACCAAGAAUCAUCGAGUUCGAAGACGCUAGCCAUGCUGAAGCUGCAGUUCUCGGUCAUGACAAUUACGACUUCGACGGUAAAGGCUCUUUCCUUCGAGUGUAUCUGACCGACGAUGGCUCCAACGUCGCAGCUGAGGACAGCAGCCAGGGCCCCUGCGAAAGGAAAAACAAAAAAGCUCAGAAGGAAAAGCAGAGAGGCUGGCGCAGGGGUCGGGUGAUGGUGCAGGUGCAGACGACGUAAGUGCCGCUGCUUAUGAACAUUCUCGUCUCAUAGUAACCUCAACUCCCUCUGACGAGUCGACUCGGGUCAAUUUGCCCACUUCUGGCCUUGAUCUCGACGCCAGUUCACGAGAAGUCGUGCAGUCUGUUUGGAAGUGGAUGCCAUGUAGCUUUACAUUCAGUGAUCAUCUCCUCUGCGACUGAUCCCCUGUAGCUUAGAUGGACAACGGCGUUGAUUUUAUUUGCGUAGGCUGCAAUCCAGGAAAUCCCCCGAGCGUGUCCGAAUCAAUUUAUCAAUUAUAAUCCAUAUCGAUGUGAAGUCUUUCUUGAGUACACUGG